Pseudopodoces humilis (Tibetan ground-tit) is the source of this 2117-nucleotide messenger RNA. It is a transcript of the gene SHC4, whose product is annotated as SHC adaptor protein 4. The record is from RefSeq and is a predicted model, not a curated record. Gene Ontology annotation, cellular component: plasma membrane. Gene Ontology annotation, molecular function: receptor tyrosine kinase binding. Lineage: Eukaryota; Metazoa; Chordata; Aves; Passeriformes; Paridae. Gene Ontology annotation, biological process: intracellular signal transduction; cell surface receptor protein tyrosine kinase signaling pathway.
AUGAGAGAACGCAGCCAGCAGAACCUCGGUGGACACGUCCUGUAUGUAGGGUUAUUCAGACAUCCAGGAAUGCUGCACAGGGCUAAGUACAGCCGAUUCAGGAAUGAUUCCAUAACCUCCCUAGAUGAAGGUACUCAAAAUACGUCUUUGAAUAUCAAAGGUUCUUCCUCCUCUUCCCAUUCUUCAACACCCAAUUUACUGACAGAAGAUGUCUCCUUGGGGCCACAGGACACCUGCACCACGCUGUGCACCCUGAUCCCUCGGAUGGCCAACAUCAAACUCGCCAACCCAUCAAAUCUGCCGGGGCUGAAAAGCUUCUGCCUGGGAACGAAAGAGGUGCCACGAAUGAAACUCACGGAGUGCGUGACCAUCCCGAGCAGCCCGACCUCACCUGAGAUCAGCUGCCUGUCGGCCUCAUAUCCCCAGCCUGACCUGGACAAGCUGGGCCUAACCCCAAAACCAGCAGGUGACUGCGCUGUGCCGGGAGCUGAGGAGGCCGCUCCUGUGGCCAGGCAGGACAGGGGCCUGGCACCAGGCAGUGAAAGCACGUACAGCCAGGAGCCAGGAACCACCUACAGUGUGCGGUACAUGGGCUGUAUUGAAGUGCUGCAGUCAAUGAGAUCCCUGGACUUUGGCACACGAACACAAGUCACCAGGGAAGCAAUAAGCCGACUGUGUGAAGCUGUGUUGGGUACAAAUGGAGCUAUAAAAAAGCGGAAGCCUCCAGUGAAGUUUCUGUCUUCUGUACUUGGCAAAAGUAACCUUCAGUUUUCUGGCAUGAAUAUAAAGCUGACUAUUUCAACAAGCAGCCUCACUUUGAUUAAUGCUGACACACAGCAGAUUAUUGCCAACCACCACAUGCAGUCCAUCUCAUUUGCUUCUGGAGGUGACCCAGAUACAACAGACUACGUGGCAUAUGUAGCAAAAGACCCUGUUAAUCAGAGAGCAUGCCACAUCCUGGAAUGUCCUAAUGGGAUGGCACAGGAGGUGAUCAACACCAUAGGGCAGGCUUUUGAGCUCCGGUUCAGGCAGUACCUGAAGAACCCCUCUAGCCUGAUUACAUCUAAUGAAAGCGAGGCAGCAAAUGCUAAUGGAUCAGCUGGGAAUUCACAGGAGAGGGAGGACCAUGAAUAUUACAACGAAAUUCCAGGGAAGGAACCUCCCACCGGUGGAGUGUUAGACAUGCGAAUGAAAGUGCAGACAGACCAAAGGGCUAAGUGUCCUGUCCAGUGCAAAAAGCAGUACUGCUCAACAGGCAGCCCAACCUUCAUCAAUAUAUAUGAAAAUUGUCCAGAAGAAAACAAAACUGUGGGUAAUUGUGAUGAGAGAUCACAGAAGACAAUAAAAGAGAAUCCUGCCUCAUUGAAACCUGCCUACAAAGCAGAUCUCUUUGAUGAUCCAUGUUACAUCAACACCCAGUCCCUGCAGUCUGCAGCCUGUGCAGCCCGAGGUCCAGCAACAGCACAGAUCCCUGGGAGCCCUCUGCGCCAGGCCAAGUUACCGGAACCUGUUCAGCAGAGUGCCACAAGCAACACAGCUGGUCUCUGUGUUCUGCCACAAAUAAAGCAACAGCUAAAGAAUGAAGAUUGUUACCAUGGCAAAUUGAACAGGAAAGCAGCAGAGAGCCUCUUAGUGAAUGACGGGGAUUUUCUGGUACGAGAGAGCACAACGUCACCUGGUCAGUAUGUCCUUAGUGGACUUCAGGGAGGGCAGGCAAAGCAUCUACUCUUGGUGGAUCCUGAGGGCAAGGUGAGAACCAAAGACCAUAUAUUUGAUAGUGUGGGUCAUCUUAUUCAGUAUCACAUGGAAAAUAAUUUGCCAAUCAUCUCUUCUGGAAGUGAAGUGAGCUUGAAGCAGCCUGUAAGGAAAGAGAGUAAUACGGGGCACAUGCAAUAUCACAAAUAAUCCCGUGGAUCUCACAAAUCCCAAGACAAAUCAUACCUGAACUUUCUCUUAUGAAGACAUGUAAAAAAAUAGACUGCACUUUCUGCUGCUGUUCCAGAAGAAGCCCUUUUGUGUGUGUAUGUAUGAAUAUAUGUAUAUGUGUAUAUCUAUGUAGAUCUAUAGAGAUCAACAAGCAUAGUUAUAUAGAUACAUAUAAUCUUAACAAAAUUACA